UUGCAGUAGUUAGUGCUUGCGAGCAUGAGCCUGAAACUGGACAACCUGGGAAGCGGCGAGCAGAUCACAAAACUGUUUCCCAAGUGUCGGCCGCGUGACGUCAACCUCAACCCACUGCCUCUGCCGCCCGACAACCACCAUGUCACCGCCCCACACACCCCUGUCGUCGUCGCCGCCGCCCCACACCAGCAGCCGCCCCCGCUCUCUCUCGCUGCCCUAGUCAUGGACUCUGAUCACCAGCCUGAUCGAUCGGAGUGUGAAGGUGAGGAGAGCUGUAGUCAAGAAGAAACAUCAAUGGAGGAGAGCAAUGAGGAGGAGGAGGAGGAGGACGAGAACUCGGUCCCUCCUCCAGACAACAAAGUUGUACUUCAGCUCUCGACCGGAAAUAAACCAACUUAUAAGCUUAGAGAUUCUAGGAUAAUUGAGAUAGCGGGCGGACGGGAAGUUUUCUGUCAGAGUCGCAGUAAAGCGCUGAGGAAAUCUAGGUCAGAAGACAAAAUGAAUUCAUCAGCUCGUAGAGUGAAAUCACCUGACAGACCUGGAGGUAUAUGGGAGUUGCGAUCCAGAGCGAGUGAAGGGAAGAAGAACCAUGGCUCUCAUGAAGUGACUGAAACUGUCUUCUCAUCGGAGGUUCGUUCUGUGAAGCAUGCCAGGACUGCCUCGAACAAAGUGUCUGGAGGCGGUUCAGUGGUGUUCGAUGACAUAGAAGAGAAUUGGACUGGCCGGGGGCGAGGCAGGGGAAGGGGGGUCCCGUCUGGGGGCGGCAUCUCGUCUGGAGGCAGCACUCCCAGUCCCCCCGGGGGCAACUACCAUUGCAGUGUUCCUCCUGCCCACUUUUUCAAGGUAUCGAACUCAGUGUCUGACGGUGAGUCGAUUUCGCCAGAGAGAGAGCGAGCCGACAGCAAAGUGACGCGUGUGAUUGGAGGAUUGCCGAUCGCCGAAUACGAGGGCUCUCCCAGAAGAUAUGGGCCUCGACCUCAGGACAACCCAGUUCUUCCCAGUGCGCAUAGCCUGCUUGCCUCGCCAUCUGUUUAUAUGCCCCGCCCUGGAUUUUCCUCAGUGCUGGUGUUGAGGGUUGUCUCUGACGAUGGUGAAGGACCCAACGAUGAGCAGAGUCCAUCGCAUUCUCUAAUGAACGAAACACGGACGACUUUCGAUUACCUCUAUGAAUUCUCUGAAACGCGUAAAGUUCUUGAGGACUUUUUCAAACCGAGUGAUAAUAAACAGAAUAGCUCGCAACAGUUUCAGGAGCUAGACUAUGAGUUGAGAAGGCAGGGUGGAGACAACGCCUACGUUGGUCUUAGGCUAGCAAAGCCUCAGGACGAAACCCCCUCAGAUCCAGUAAGAAAGCCAAGUAGCAAUGGGGAUCCUACUACAAUAGACCUGCUAAACUUACAGGAAGGUUGUGAAGAGCUAGAGACUGAAGUGUGCGGGGGCGGUGGAGGUGGCGGAGGUCAGAGCCGCAACUUCACGCUGUCGCCGGAGACAACCGACUGCGACUCGAACUGCGACAGCGAAGCCUCAUCACUACUGGCGGCGGUCGCAGCAGCCGCCUCCGACCCGACACCUGCCGCCCCCACCAUGCCCGUGCUCGAGGACGGUCUGUCGUCCGGGCACACGUCCGACACCGACAACAACAACCCGACCGUGUUGCUGAUGAAGCGACAGAUCACCGAGAUCGAACGGGAGAUUGUGGAGCGUACCAACCGCCAGAACGGGGGCGGGAAGAUGGUGAACGGUAGCGGUGGUGGGACAGGUGGAGGCGGCAAGAUGGUCAACGGAGGCGGUGGAGGCGGGAAGUCUAGUUCGGGCGACGAGGAACCGCCCAAAAAGAGUGCAUUCGCGGCUAUCAUUGAUCCCGCCGAUAUCGAUUUGGAAUCGUUGGAUCCACUCAGUGGUGUCUGCGACCGUACACCUCCUCCGCCGCCAGCACCCGCCCCCCACCGCCGCCUGAGCCUGGACACACCGCCCCAGGCUGCUACCCCCUCUGCCCCCAGCGUGGAGGCGGCACUAAAGGACAUCCGCCUCACGCUGCAGCGCACCAAGACACUGCCCCUCCGCUCGCCGCCCAGCCAGACCCCGCCCCUUCAACUCAACACCAGUCCCAUAUGGAUUCCAAGGCGGAGAGGCCAAACUGGAACGAGUGGCCCCAGUGGUGAUGAAGAAGAAGCAGAUACCGAUCUGGAAACUGACAGACUUCUUGGACAGCAAAGAACUGAUGAUCAUGGCUUCUACGAGGAGAAAGUGGGGUGGAGAAAAGCGAAGACGAGGGGUAGUUCGGGUGUUGUUGUCACCCCCAUCAACAACAACAACAACAAUAACAACAACAGUAACAAUAACGGCACAAGCAAGCCGUCACCGACGCAGUCUGUGUCAUCGGGUGGAGGGGGUGGAAUAGGGGAGGGUGGUGGAGGUCCCCCCACCACCUCUCUCAGCCCUCACUCCCCCUCCUCGCCUCCCUCUUCCGCCAAUGAAACCGCCGCCAACGGAAAGGCGAAAAAGACGCUCACGGAAAUCGUGGCUCAGCUUUUUACGGCCACAACAAGCAACGGAUCAGCGCUUACUAUCGGUCGCAAACUUCUACCACAUUACUUUUACCACCACUUUACUGUUUUUUCAUCGACCUGUCAUGAGGUGAGCUGCAGCUCUGAUUCAAACUACAUUCGCCCCAGUAAAGGCGACAACAAAUUGUAG
Molecule: messenger RNA, 2694 nt
Organism: Nilaparvata lugens (brown planthopper)
Lineage: Eukaryota; Metazoa; Arthropoda; Insecta; Hemiptera; Delphacidae
Exons: 15
Coding region: 25-2694 (889 amino acids)
Source: RefSeq, a predicted model, not a curated record